Messenger RNA from Cryptomeria japonica (Japanese cedar), 1778 nucleotides. RefSeq lists its product as uncharacterized. Lineage: Eukaryota; Viridiplantae; Streptophyta; Pinopsida; Cupressales; Cupressaceae. Gene Ontology annotation, cellular component: mitochondrial membrane. The record is from RefSeq and is a predicted model, not a curated record. Bases 1047 to 1448 code for a protein of 133 amino acids. The transcript has 6 exons.
CUAGACAAAACCUUAGUUUCUUCUUUUUGGAAUAGGUUCGUGACAGAUUCUACUUGGUGCCUAAUUUGUAAAGUCUUCUUUGAAGACAAAUUUGCAUGAGAGUGGGAGACAUUUUCAGUCUUCCAAUUUGAGCUUAUUAAGGAAGUUGAUUGCAGCCAUGGUGACUAUCUUGAAGAAUUUUCAGAGUUGGCAAAUGGAUCAUCAUUAUUAAUCAAACUCAUUCAAGGAGAGGCGGAUUUCUAUAGGAGGAAAUAUGCUGAUUGGUGACAAUUUUGAAGUCUGAAGCAAGUUCGAGGUUCAGUGCCAUAACCCAAAUUUUAUUCAUAUCUCAUUACUAAAGCAUCAAAGGCUCAUUAAAAAGGCAGCGUUUUAUUUGAAAGACUGAGGCGAUUCACUCUUGGGUGAAUUGAAGGAGGAUUGGGGUGUAUUCAACCCAAUAUAUGCUGUCAACAAAAUCGAACCAGGUCUGCUAUCCUCCCCUUCGAUUUUGCACAUAUCUAUCUAAUUCGGCCCCCAAAUUCAACAUUAAGGGUGGCGCUACAUUGAUGCAACCUAGGUGAUCAUUUUUGUGACAAGCCGUGCUGAUAUCAGCUGUCUACAAUCGUGGCCUUAGAUCUGAGUACUGCAGCAGUAAGGACGGACUGUGUGAAGUUUCGAUUUGGUCUUAGGAGUGUCUUUUGACAUCAUUCCUUGCUUAUACAUAUAAGGCGAUUGGUUCAGACGCCAAUAUUUUUUCUCUGCGGUGUUAAGUAUUUGGCUACCCGUAUUGUACACAUCACAAACUGCACAGGCUGAGUGCUCAUUUAUUGAAAAAGAACAGUGGGAAGAAAAUUUUGAUCGAUUGAUCUGAAUAAAGUUGUACUGGAAGCAAUCUUCUGUGUUAUUCAAAUCACAUACAUGGCGACGCCUGUUGGAAAGAUUAAUCCCUGUACACUCUUGCCCUUCUGGGUAUCUUUCAAGAAUGCCUAUGUAUAGUAUAUUCUGAAAAGGUAAGUGGUGUGGAAUGUGCUUCUGCAGAGCUGGAUGUGUUAAGCUUGGAGAAAAAAAUGGACCUGAAAUCGGAGCAUGUUCCAAAAGUUGCCACAGUGGGGCCUACAGAACCUGCUACUUAUCAAAAAGCAUACAAGUUAGCAAAUUAUAAAAGAUGGAUCCGUUCAAAUCCAUUUCUACGAUUUGGUUUGCCACUAAUUUCCCUUACAGCACUGGGUGCCCUUGGUCUUGGUCAUCUUCAGCAAGGGAGAAAGGAAAUGCAGAAGGAAAAGGAAGAUCGUGAGUGGGAGGCUAUUGAAAUAACAAAAGCACUUUCUAGAGAAGGGCCUCUUGGCAAUUCUGUGAUCUCCAAACCUAAACAAAUAAAUUUAGAAGAUGAACUGAAGGCUUUGCAACAAAAAGUCAAUAUCAACGAUUUUGAAUAUAAAAAGAUUCCCAGACCGAAGAACACAGGGUGAUUAAAAGGCUGCCAAUGAUCAAUAUGAUGUCAGCGUGUUGUUAGGUUGCCAGUUAUAAUUAGAUGAAUAUGGAAAGUUCAGAAUUUCAGCUCUUGAGAAUUAUCUUUGUACAUGUUGCAUGCAUUAUUUUUUUGAGAUUGCGCCUUUUAUGCCUUCCUUCAUUGGCAUAAAAUAUAAGAUUAAUGUAAAAUGGCUUUGUUCUUCUUUUUUGCAUCAGUAAACACAUGCAAUUGAUAGCAUCAAACAUGUUGUAUUACCCUUCAACUCAAAUAUCUAAAGCUCAUUUUGCUUUAUCCAAUACAUUGGGAAAAACUAGAGAUUUUUGUUUUA